AUGUCCGAAGCAAGGGAAGUCGACAGUAGCAAGAAACAGAAAGUGCUGACAUGGACCGAAAAAUACCGACCGAAGACUCUUGACGAUAUCGCUCACCAAGAAGAAGUUGUCACAAUGCUCAAAGGAGCUCUCCAAGGCAAAGAUUUGCCACAUCUUCUGUUUUACGGUCCACCAGGAACUGGUAAAACAUCUACAGCUCUAGCGUUCUGUCGUCAACUGUUUCCCAGUAGCAUUUUUCGAGAUCGUGUGCUUGACUUGAAUGCUUCCGAUGAACGUGGAAUUUCUGUUGUUCGGCAGAAGAUACAAGCUUUUUCAAAAACAACACUUGGUUCGAGUAACAAAGAGGAUGUUUUGAGACUGAAGAUUAUUAUUCUGGAUGAGGUGGACGCAAUGACAAGAGAAGCGCAAGCUGCCAUGCGCAGAGUUAUCGAAGAUUUCUCGAAAACUACCCGUUUCAUUCUGAUUUGCAAUUACGUAUCUCGACUCAUUCCACCAGUUGUCAGUCGAUGUGCCAAAUUCAGAUUCAAAUCUUUGCCAGCAGAAGUACAGGUUCAGAGACUUCGUACGAUUUGUGACGCAGAAGGGACGCCAAUGAGCGAAGAUGAAUUGAAGCAAGUGAUGGAAUACUCUGAAGGAGAUUUGAGAAGAGCUGUUUGCACACUUCAGUCGCUGGCACCUAUUCUAAAAAAUGUGAGUUACAUUCCGGGCGACGAAAGUGCUCGCAACUGUUAUCUUCGUGGUUCGUCGGAUGCACUUCUCAUUUCCGAUCUCUGCAAAACCCUCCCUUCUGCCGAUGUUCCUCAAAUCAUAUCCAUGACCAAAAGUAUCACCAAGUCAUGUACCGGAGUUGCUUUCAUCCGCUGCUGUUUCCACCAAAUGCUCGACGACAAUCUUAUUAACGACGAAAACAUUUCUGUCAUGGGAAAACUUGUGGCGGUUUGUGAGAAGCGUAUUCUGGAUGGAUGCGACCUGGAGAACAACCUUCUCGAUUUUCUUCUUACUCUCCGUGAAACAAUUCAUUGA
This is a messenger RNA of Caenorhabditis briggsae, 1023 nucleotides long. RefSeq names its product Protein CBR-RFC-4.1 (gene Cbr-rfc-4.1). The coding region runs from base 1 to 1023 and encodes 340 amino acids. Gene Ontology annotation, biological process: DNA repair; DNA-templated DNA replication. The transcript is spliced from 8 exons. NCBI's taxonomy places the organism in Eukaryota, Metazoa, Nematoda, Chromadorea, Rhabditida, Rhabditidae. Gene Ontology annotation, molecular function: ATP hydrolysis activity; DNA clamp loader activity; ATP binding. The record is from RefSeq and is a predicted model, not a curated record. Gene Ontology annotation, cellular component: DNA replication factor C complex; nucleus.